Molecule: messenger RNA, 1226 nt
Organism: Cotesia congregata
Lineage: Eukaryota; Metazoa; Arthropoda; Insecta; Hymenoptera; Braconidae
Source: the annotation of a GenBank genome assembly
UUUAGAAAAAGAAGACGACAAUAGAAAUUUUGGAGGACCUUGACUCCCAAAUAAAAGAAAUUGAACAGUAUGGCCAAACAACAGAACAGAGGCAUAAAAAAAUAGUUGGAACAUUAAUAAUAUACAGUGUGUUACUUUAUGUCGUAACGGCGGUACUGUUUUAUUUUUACUUCUUUCCUGCUUCACUUUACGAUCAACUUUUUUACAUCACUCCAUUAUUAGUUUUUCCAUUGCUGAUAAUAUUUACCAAAAAACUGGUGACGUGGUAUUACAAAAGAAAAAUCUCAAGGAAUCAAGAAAAAUUAGUAGACAUGCAGAAAGAGAAGAAGAAAAUUUUAGAUCAAGUCACUGAGACGGAGACUUAUAAAAAAGCUAAAGAAAUUUUGCUUAAAUUCGCUCCUGAUCAAUUGCGAAUGACACCUCUUUCACCUCAGCCUGUAUCAAAAACACCAAUGACAACCCCAGUACCAAGGCGCCUGAGUACACCACAGCCUCAGACACCGAUGCCUCAGCCAUCGAUGGCCACUCCAAUGCACCAGAUGUCUGACGCAACUGAGCUGCGAAAGCGCGCGUUAGCAGCAACCAGCCCGCAAUUAAAUUCAUCAAUUGGUAGGCCCUUAAAUACUGGUCUUGUACCAGUUGGGUUAGCUUCUGCUAAUACUCCGCAGCAGACUCCAUAUUAUCAUCCGAGUGGUAGAUUGUUAAAUGCUUCGUUAAUCCGUCCUCGGUCACCGUUACCACGUCCGAUACUUCCGAAACAGAGAAGUUAUUUGGAUCGCUUGGUUGAAUAUUUGGUGGGUGAUGGUCCCUCUAAUCGGUACGCGCUGAUAUGUAGGCAGUGUGAUUCACAUAAUGGAAUGGCGCUCAAAGAAGAAUUUGAAUAUUUUGGGUUCCGUUGCUGUUACUGUCAAUACUGGAAUCCAGCACGGAAGCAAAAGCCUUCAGCGCCGAAAUUAGAUGGUGAUAUUACAUCCCCGUUAUCAAUAACCGGCCGCCAAAGCGGCAAGUCAACAGACCACGAAGCGACGUCAUCUAGCUCGUCUGGCACUGACUCCGAUAUUGAAGUCGUUGAUAAGCCAGACACACCAGAAGCAGAAGCCAUUGAGUCUGAUAAAUUAAUUGAUCAGAAGUUAGCCGACAAAGUUUUAAAUGAAGAAAAAAAAGUAAUUGAAGAAUCUGAAGAUAAAUCUGACCAAAUGGAGGUAGACGAAUCUCCACGUAAAUGA